Molecule: messenger RNA, 8901 nt
Organism: Closterium sp. Yama58-4
Lineage: Eukaryota; Viridiplantae; Streptophyta; Zygnematophyceae; Desmidiales; Closteriaceae
Source: the annotation of a GenBank genome assembly
AUGACGAUGACGACAAACGUAGCGUCGGGUAAAAAAGCAGAACGCGCGAGGCUACGGCUGUGCGACAGUGGCAGCGGCUUGGAUGCUUUCGCAUACGGCCGUGCGACGCGACGCUUUCUCGCAGAGCCAAUCGUGCGACGCCGUGCGACCGCGGGGUGCGACAGGUCGGCCAUACUGCGAUUCCAGCUCAGGGGACCGCCAUCCACGGCGACGCCGCGCCUCGACGUUAAGGCAUGCGACGGCGACGACAGCGAUGACGUGGACACGAGCGCCUUCUGCUCUUCCGGCAACGGAGCGCUUCACCGCUUGGGCGGCUCGGCCGCUGCGACUGCUGACGUGUCACUCGGGGACGCGUUUGACGAACUUAGCGCCGGCCCGGAGGAGCGGCUCGGCGUGAACGGACGGCGGAUGAAGUUCAAAUUGGGCGGCUCGGAGGAAACUUCGUCGGAGCUUCUUGGGUCGGCGGCUAAGGAGGUUGAGAAAGGGGUAGAGGCGGUGGGGUCGGCGGCGCUUAAAGCGCAGGAUACGGAGAGAGCGGCGGAGAGUGAGGAAGAGACGAGACGAAAGAUGAGGAUAUCCCACGGCCGGAUCAUCUCAGUUCUAUUAUUCGUCGCCCUCCUCUCAACGCUGCUCCUAGUCGAUUCCUUCAUCUGGCGCCUCAUCCGCCGCCCCCUCGCCGCCUUCUUCCUCACAAUCCCCUUCCUCGCCGCCGCCGCCACGUCAGCAUACGCGGGCGCCAUCGCCAUCCCGUUCCUGCGCUCGCUUAAAGCCCAGCAGGUGGUGCGCGAGGAGGGCCCAGCGACGCAUGUGACUAAAGCGGGGACGCCCACUAUGGGGGGGCUGAUUUUCGUGCCGCUGGGUGUGCUUGUAGCGAGGGUGGCGACUGGGAGUCCGCCUGAGCUGGCUGGAGUGACGGCGGCAACGGUUGCGAUGAUGGCGGUGGGGGCUGUGGAUGAUGGGCUGUCGCUGGCUAAGAAGCACAACUAUGGGCUUACUCCCAUGGGGAAGCUUGGCUUACAGGUCGCAAUAGGUCUGGCACUCAGCUACUGGCUGCACGGGGCAAACCUGCAAUCACCCUACUCCAUGAAGAAUCUGGUCCCGUUUCCACAGCCAAUCGGUCUAUGGUACUUUGGCAGGUGGUACGUGGCUGUGACAGUCUUCUGCGUGGCAGCAAUGAGCAACGCUGUCAACCUCACGGAUGGCUUGGAUGGCCUAGCAGCCGGCACCACUGCCAUCGCAUUCAUUGCCAUGGCCAUCGCCUGCCUUCCCAUUUACCCUGCCAUGGGAGCAUUCGGAGCAGCGAUGGCGGGGGCGUGCAUGGGGUUUCUAGCGCACAACCGGCACAAGGCGGCAGUGUUCAUGGGGGACACGGGCUCCCUGGCUCUCGGGGCGGCGCUCGCUGCCAUGGCUGCCACCACCGGCCUCUUCUUCCCCCUCCUCAUCGCAUCGGCUGUCUUUUUUCUCGAGACGGUCUCAGUUAUGCUACAGGUUUCAUUCUUCAAGCUCACCAAGCGGAUCACAGGCACGGUUCGGCUGUCAGCGCUCCCUGCGCUACUGUUUCUAGUUUUCGCAUCGGUCGUUCUAGUUGGCGCAGAAGAAUAUUUUGGGUUACCGACAUCCAAGUACGAGCACGAAUGGGCCAAGUACCGGCAGCCUGACGGACUCCUGUCGCUCGACUACCUGAAGCAAGGCGGCGAUGGCGACAAAAUCAGAGGAAGGAAGGCCAUGGAGAACCUCUUUGAAGUUGUCUUCUGCUCUGCCCUCCCAUCGAAGCAAGUGCUCCCGAACAACCUCUUCCAGAAUGGCGAGUUCUCGGAAGGCAUCGAGCCAUGGCAGGGUUUCGGCUGGUCGUCAGUGUACGCGGUAAAAGACACCCGCUUAAACUACGGCGUCUGCACAAAUCGCUCGGAAGCCUACUCCGGCCCGAUGCAAAGCGUUUCCAGCCUGCCGGCCGCGUCGUACGAGAUGAUCGUCUGGGUCCGGCUGAACGCCGGCGAACGGCAGUACGUGAACGCGAACGUUAACAUUAACGGCCAGUACGUGUGCAUCGGCGGCGCGAUCGCCAAGUCCAACUGCUGGACAAAGCUCAUGGGCGGAUUUACGUUACAUAACCCGUUGGAUAAAGCCAGUAUUUAUAUCCAAGGCGCGACUCCGGGGACUGAGAUCUGGAUCGCGCAGGCGUCGUUGCGAAAGGUUGAUAAGGAUGAAUGGCUGGCGCAGCAGCGGGCGAGCAUCGAGAAGCAUCGCAUGCGCGACGUGUCGUUGACGGUGACCGGCAAUAACGGGCAGACUGUGGACGUGGUGAUUAACCAGAUUCAGUCGGAUUUCCCGUUUGGGGGAAACGUGAACGGCGCGAUCCUUUACGACAAAAACUACCAGAAGUGGUUCAAAGACCGUUUCAACUGGGCUGUGUUUAAUAACGAGGGCAAGUGGUACUUUAACGAGGGGUAUCGGCAGGGUGAAGAGAACUACACCGUAACAGACGCGAUGACCAACUGGUUCCGUGCGCGAAACAUCAACGUUCGCGCGCACAACCUGUUCUGGGCAGUCGAGAAUUUCGUGCAGUCGUGGGUCAAGGACCUUAACGACGAGGAUCUGUGGGCGGCGAUGCAGCGAAGACUGAACCAUGCGGUAACCCGUUACAAGGGCCAGGUGCAGCACUGGGACGUUCUCAACGAGCCGCUUCACGGCAACUACUUCGCGGACCGCCUCGGGCCGCAGGUGCACGAGUGGAUGUACAAGGCCACGUCAGCAAUCGACAACCAGGCGCAGCUUUUUAUUAAUGAUUAUAAUACCGUUGAGGAGUGCGACGGCGUGUCGCAUCCGGAGUAUUACCUCGCGAAAGUCUGGCAGAUGACGACAAAAGGCGCGCCGGUGACCGGGAUCGGCGUCGAGUCGCACUACAGCAAGGAACCCCAGCCGGCGCGUCUCCGCCACGAUCUGAACCAGCUGGCAGUGGCAGGCAUCCCUAUUUGGCUGACGGAGCUCGAUUUCAACAAGGUGCCCGACGACGCGAUCCGCGCGGACUACUUCGAGUCAGUCAUGCGCGAGGCGUUCGCGCACCCCGCGGUGCACGGCAUCGUGAACUGGUCCGCGGGGCGCGCCACGUGCGACAAGUACAAGGACGUGGAUCCCGGCAUGUGCAAGCCGUGCGAGGCGUGCUUCUCGGAUACUAACUUCGUAGAUAACGAGCUGGGGAAGAGGUAUGUGCGUCUACGCAAGGAGUGGAGCACCCACCUCAACGCCAAGAUCUCUCCCGGGCAGCCACUCGCAUUCAAGGGCUUCCACGGCACCUACCGCGCUCGCUUCCAGGUCAACGGGCAGACCGUCGAAAAAACAUUCCACGUGCCAAAUGCACAAGGCGUGGCGAAGAUUAGCAUCCAGCUUUGUUCAACAGUCAUGUCGCCGCCAAAGCGCAAAACGAGCAUCAGCAGCAACACGGGCGGCAGCAAUAGCGGCGCCGCCGCGCGUCAGUCCCGCCCGAGCAACCCGCCGUCGCGCCCCCUUUCCCAGCCAGACCUCUCUCAGCACCCGUCUCUUCACCAACACGCACUGCCACGUCAGCACCCUCCUCCGCACCACACGGGCCAGCCGCCGUAUCAUAACCCCCCUUACCCGCAAGGCCCUCCUUAUCCGCAAGGUCCGCCCUAUCCGCAAGGCCCGCCGUACCCGCAAGGCCCGCCUUACUCCCACGGACCGCCUCCGUUCCCGCCCUAUGCCAACGGCCCUCCCCCCGCCGGCGCCGGGUUUUACGGGCCAAGUUACCCACCUUCCGCUGGCCCGGGCCCUCCACCGUACGCGCGCGCUGCACGCAGCGGGGAAGAUGGGUACGGCUCGGACGGGCCGUUACACGGUUACAUGUCAGACGAGCCGCCGUAUCGCCGCGGCGCGGGGUACGGCCGGGGCGCGAAUGGCGGUCCCAUGGCGCCGCCGCCGAAAUUAGUGUCGUCUAAGGGCCGCGCGACUCGGCAAUGGUGUUCGACGUGGCGCCUGCUGCUGCUCAUCUUCAUCCCCGCUGUAGUGUUCUUGAUUAUAAUGAGCGGGCGCAGUCCGGGUAACUGGCGUACGGUCGAAGCGGAGGUGUGGGGAGGCGCGGAGGAGGAGCGCGCGGGGGGCGCUUGGGGUGCAAGAGCAGGGGGAGGCGCAGGCGCGGGCAUGGGGGGGGAGUUGCGGGGAGUGAGGUGGAGCAGCGAGGUGGAGGCGGCGGUGAUUGCGGGGGCCGUGGCGAAGGGCUUUAAGAUGGACCUUAGUACAGCUCGGACUAGAUUGCGCACAGAUGCUGACGUGGAAGGGGCCAACAUCGACCACAACAACUCCAUCACCAACCCCUGCUUGACACGUCACUCGCUGCUGCAGCGGGCCUAUCAGGAGGCGCCACCUGGCGCGCUCGCGGCGCUCGGGCAGCCGCGAUUCGUCCAGCGCAGCGGGUACCGACUGUCGGCCAAUGAAUUCGCAGCAAUCGGGAUGAGCCUACGUGUCAUGAGGGAGAUUGCAGACGAUGGGCUCGGCCACUGCUUCUGGGUCGGGCGGGACGGGCGGCAUUUGACGGGCAGGCUGAGGGGAAUUUACCCUGGAGAGCACCAUUUAUUGAUGUACGAGACGGCUAUAUACCAUUGCAAACUGGCAGUGGAAAGCACAGGGAACGGUGGCGGCACAGUCAUGAUUCAGCUUGACCGCACAGAUGUGCCAAUCUACAGCGAGCCACCCGCACCAGCAUCUGCUCUUUCCUCCCUCCUCCCCACACACUCCCACUCGCAAUCACACACCACCACACACCUAGGCACGCCAGCUCACUCACCCGCCCAGACUCACUCUCCUAUUGCGCACUCCAGUCCAAGCAACGCCACCCAAGCGCACAACAGACAAGGCUACGGCUUGCAGCAUUGGGGCGGCAGGAGGGGGCAGCGGUUUGAGUACGAGCUGGCGUUCUGCUCCUUCCCCAUGUACCGCGAUUUGAAUCCCUCCACUCUGCACGUGUGGCUGCAGGUGGCUUAUCACUACCUCAAGGUCGACUACUUUGUGCUCAGCGAUGGGGGUUCUGUGGACGACACUAUUAUGAAGGUUCUAUCCCCGUUUGUAACUGCCAACAUAAUGGAAAUAGUUGACAUUCGCGGCGCAUACGCAUUCGAGAACAAACAAAACGUGCUAACCCUAAACGACUGCAUGUACCGUCUCCGCUCCGCCGCCCGCUGGGUACUGUUCAUGGACUUCGACGAGCUACUGUACAUCGCGCCGCCACCCCCCCCGCCGCCCGAGCCAGAAACAGACGGAGAGGGCGAUUACACGCCCUCCGGCCGCAAGCGGAGAAAAAAACGGAAAAGGCACGCCAAGCCGAAACCAGUGGACGUAACUGCAGGGUCCCUGCAUAACCUCCUUAUGCAGCAUAACGGGUCGGCUUUUAUCACGUUCGGGAGUGUGUGGUGGUCUGUGGAGUACUGUAGACCCCCUACUCCCGCUCUCGCGCUCCCAAUUCAGCGGAUGCGGUUUCAUUGGCCGCAUGUGUACUGUGUGGGCGAGAAGGACAUGGGGUACAAACCAACCCACUGCCUCAACUUCUACGGCCAUCGCAAGUUCCUUGUGAAUCCGCGACUGGUGUGGGCCGUGCAGGUGCAUCGCCCCAUAGAGCCACUGGAGGGCGGCGUGCAUUUGACCCCCGAUGUUGCCUACCUGAACCAUUUCCAGGGACUCCUACGUGCCAACUUCACAUUGUGCUCGCAAGAGGUGCUUCCAGGAAAGGAGCCUGAGUGGUGGACAGAAGACAGCUAUUUGGCCGAGUUAGUGGGCAUCAUGAUGAAGAAAGGGCCCCCUAAGAAACGCCAUCUCCGUCUGUCGGCAAUUCGCGAAAUUGGCGACAACCUCACAGCGAAGGUGUCACACAGGUCCACAUGCCUCAUGGCGGGAUUACGAGACUGGAAAACGGGAGUUACAACCGCGCUCCCUCAACUCGCCUCACCCGAGUGCUGUGCGGUGUCAUCAUUCCGUUCGCUCCACUCCACACGACGACUCCGAGUCGUCGCGUCUUAUAAUGAGAAUGGUGUUGGCGAGGGACGAACUGUCGUCAUCGGACUGGACGGCUGUCGCGAAUGUCGCACCGCUUUCGCACAGUGGCUGCGCGGCGGCCAGCAACCGGACGACAGAAUCGUCGCAGCGAUCGCCGGCGGCGCCAAUCGCCACACCCGCUCGUCGUCGCUGACGUCGAUUGGCGACGUUACGUCUUCGUCGCAGACUUGCACAAACAAGCGCCGCGCCGGCGACGUGGGCGACGUGCUGCGACAACCGACGAGCGCACCAAGCGGGAAGGCGACAGCCGUGGUGAAAAACACCGUAAUCGUCCCUGGUUUACCGCUCGACGAUCAUUUCUGCGACUGGGAUAAAAAAUCGCGAUCAGCUCUUUUGAAACUCGCCGCCAUUGGAUCGGAAGAGAAGGUUCGCUUUGAGGCCAUUCGCCUGCCGUCCGCCGGCCAAGGCCUCCCCUUCGCGCGUUCCCUCGUCGACUGCUGUCACUCCCUCGAAGCCGACCUCCUCCUCCUCCCCGCGCACGACUGCUCCGCGCUCCUCCCCUUCCUCCCCUCGCUCCCCCUUUCUUCCGCUUCCCCCAUAUCCGCCUUCCCCGCUUCCUCUGCUUCGUCCGCCUCCGCCGCCGCGAAUGCUUUCGCGUCAGCCGAUUCGCGCAUGCGACGCGUUGCGUCGUUCUGCUCCGAAAAUGCUCCUUGUCCGGUCACUUUGAUUGGCCGCAUGAGCAGCGUCCAGGCGAGCGCAAGCGGGCGGGAAAGCUGCAGUGGCUCAGCGAGGGAUUGUCCUGCGGGGAAAGACGUUGAUGUUUUGACAACAGGAGCGAAUGAAAACAGUGGGGAAGUGCAGGAAUGCAACAGCAAUAACGGGGAUAGCAGUAACGAGGAUGAAGAUGGGGAUAGGCAUUUGUCAUUCUUUGCCCUCAUAAGCUGGUUUCUGGUUCCUGGAGGCAGUCGUAUCUGUUUGUGGUCACGUCGGGCUAGCACAUUCUCGUCUCCUCCUGUUCUCGCGAUGGCGUUCCUACGUUUCCUCGUGGUUUUCCUGCUGGCGCUGCACGUCACUCGCGUCACGAACGCCUUCUCAGUCUUCGGAGUGUCGUCCAAAGCCACCGACCCUGUAGGCGGUGUUCCCGUGGACGAGCCGCCCCUCUCGCAGUCAGCCAAUCCGGAUGAGCCAGAGCCGCGGACCGUGGCCGCAGGCGUGUCGCACCUCGUUGGAACGGAUAAGGAGGGGAGUGAGGAGGAGAACGAGGGGAGUUGGACGGAUUGGGUGUCGGGCGUGACAGGCAUGGGAAAGAGAUCGCCAUCUGAAGCCCAGGCGGAGGAGAAAUGGUCAGAGGCGGCAGACGCGGCAGGCGAAUCGGCGGCCAAGGCCGGCCAGUCCGCCGCCAAGGGCGGAGACGCGGCCGAGAAGCGCGCAGAAGCCGGAGCCAGCGCCGCAUCCGACGCCGCUUCAAGCGCGUGGGAGAAAAUCAAGAAGGCAGCCACGGGGGCGGCUUCAGCUGGCCGCGAGGGUGCGGAGCAGCUGGGGGAGGCGGGCGCGGAAGCACAGCGACGUGCGGGGGAGACCGGCGCGCAGCUGGGUGAACGCGCUGGAGAGACGGGCGCACAAGCGCAGCAGCGCGCGGAGGAGUACGCGGACGUCAUGGCGGAAGGCGCGGGGGAGACGCUCGAGGGGACCAAGGCGGGCGGGCAGCGGGCCGCGGAAGAGGCGGGGAAGGCGGGCUGGGGCGUGUACGACCGCGUGCGAUCCAUGGCGGACCGCCUUCAGCACGCCGCGGAGCAGGGCAUGGGCGUGGGAUGGGACAUCGUAGGACAAAUGCACGACACUGCCGCUUCCGCUGGCGCAGCGGCGGAGGAGCGCGCAAAGGCUGGCGCAACAGCCGCGGAGCAAACUGGUGAAGGUCUUACGCAACGGGCAGGCGAACGCGCUGCUGACGUGGCGUCGACGGUGGAGGCGGGACGGCAAGUCACGGAGGAGGGCGCGGAACGCGCGACUGGCGCAGUUGGAUCGGCGGUUGGCGGGGUGGUUGGCGGAGUGCGCGACACCGCGUCGAGGAUCGGCGAGGCGGCGAACCAAGCGGCGAAGGGGACUGCUGCCACGGUGGAGCAAGCGGGUGAGUUCGCGGCGGGGACGGUGAAGCAGGCGGGCGAAGGCGCGUAUAGCGCGGGGAAAGGCGCGUACGACACGGCGGCUGGCGCAGCGGGCCGCGUGGGGGAGGGUGUUUCUGGCGCGGGCCAAUUCGCAGCUGAUCAGGCCAAGGCGGCGGGAUCAAAGGCGUAUAAUACCGUGUCAGGCGCCGCUUCUGGCGCUGCGGCGGCAAUUCCGGGGCCCGCGGACUUCCAGCGCGUGGGGAAGGUGAUGAUGGAAUGGUGGUUGCGCCUUGUGGCGCAGCGGAAGGACGAGGCGGAAGUGGCUGCGCGGAAGGCGCAGGAGGCGGCGGAGAAGGGCUCGGGGAAGAGCGCGGAUUGGUUGAAGCAGCUGGCGGAAGCCGCGAGCGCGCGUUACGAGGCGGCGAAAGAGGCGCUGAGCUUCGCGACGGGGGAGGUGGGAGAGCUGCGCCGGCCUGGCGGAGCGGACGAGGGGGAAGAUGUGCUGCGCGACAUGUACAACCGGGCGGAAGCUUCCAUGCAUGAGCUGUGGAACGCUGCGAACGAGGCAACUGAAACCGCGAAAACGAAGAGCGGCGAUCAGGCCGAAGCUGUGAAAAAGGAAGCGUGGAGGAGGUACGAGGAGGCGAAAAAAGGUUUUGAGCAGAUUCAGACACAGUUUGGGGACUUGUUUGAGAAAAUGGGGAUGAAGGGAGAGAAGGGGGAAGGGAAGGCGGAGAGGAUUCGGGAGCGCGUGGCGCAUCCUUCUCCUGGCGACGCGCUUCGUGUGGAGCUGUGA